CUUUGCAGAGCCCCGUGGCUGUGACGCGAGCCCACGUCAGCGCGAGCGCCAGGCUGCAGCGGGCUGGGGGCGGGAGAGACCCAGACCCCUUCCGCCACCCGGGGAGCAACGGGUUAAUGCGGCCACGGGUGGAGCGACCAUAGAGUCGCGGUCCUCCACAGCCACCAGAGCGGAGUUGGGUACUACUCUUCCCCCGCCUCCCCUCCCCUCCCCUCCCUUCCAGCGGGAGAUUCCAUCCGGUCCGAGCGGCGCGUGGUGACGUCAGCGCGGGCGGGGCGGGGAGGCAGGGCUGGGUCCGGUGGGAGCUGCGGCAGCGCCGCCCGGGCCGGCUGCUAGGGGCGCGCGGCAGCACGUAUUCGGGCCGGGCCUGGAUCCCGCUCCGCGCUGCAGGCCGACUCCGCCCCGAGCCCCGGCGGCACCAGCCCGGCGCGUCCCCUCGCCCUGCUGCUUCGCUCCUGGCCGCGCCUGGGGCUCCCCUCUGCAGAGCGCGGGGAGGCUGCAGUGGCAUCAGGUCCCAUUAGAAUGUUGAGUCCAUUGGAUCCAUGCCUGAAAUCCCAGCUAGGUACCGGGUGGAGAGUAACCAAAUAUAAUCACCCAUUAUCCACUUCCCCAAACAGGAUAUUGAGAUCCCACACCAGACUUGAUCUGCAGCAACCAGCAAAGGGAGGUGGAGCUCUGGAGAAGGUGUGUGGUCUGAGGACCUGUUUCAAGAUUCCUCUGACAUGGAGGACCCCUUGGACUCAUCAGGAGAUGAAAGCUGCAUGGGUUCACUUCCCAGACCAGAGCCUUCUCUGCAAGCAGCAGGUGCCGGGAUGCUGAUCAAAACUGAGGAGCCACCUCCUGAGGAACAGCCCAUAAAUCUGAAGAAGGUUCCAGCCAGAAACCAGCUCCCUGCACUUUGGGGACAGAGAGCAGCUGAGCCCCAAAAGAGCCCUGGGUGCAGGGAAGGAUUCAAGGGACAGAGAGACCUGAGGAGCCAUGAGGGCAGUGCUGACAGGGCAGAGGCCUUGUAUAUCUGUGGGGAGUGUGGGGAGAGCUUUUGGGGCCAACGGGAACUGCGGGCGCAUGGCGGGACUCACAGGAGGGAGACAACAGCCCACCCAUGUGGAGAGUGCGGGAAGAGCUUCCGCUACAAGUCGCGUCUCCUCAUCCACCAGAGGACACACUCGGGACAGCGCCCCCACCUGUGCCCAGAGUGCGGGAAGAGUUUUGCCCACCCAGACUAUGUCCGCGUCCACCAACGCAUCCAUACAGGGGAGAAGCCCUACCGCUGUGGCCACUGCGGAAAGAGCUUCAUCCAGCCCUCCCACCUCCGGCUGCAUCUACGUGUGCACACAGGGGAGAAGCCGCACACGUGCACAGAAUGUGGGAAAAGCUUCAAGGACCCGUCCCAUCUCCGUGUCCACCUGCAUGUGCACACAGGGGAGAAGCCACAUGGCUGCUCAGACUGUGGGAAGACCUUCACGGACCUAUCCCACCUCCACGUGCACCAGCGCGUGCAUACGGGCGAGAAGCCGCAUCCUUGCCCAGAUUGUGGGAAGAGCUUCAACAACCCAUCCUACCUGCGUGUGCACCGACGUGUGCACACUGGGGAGAAGCCCUAUGGCUGCAGUGAGUGUGGCAGGAGCUUCCGGGAGAGCUCAGCCCUCACCAAGCACCGACGCAUCCACACCGGGGAAAAGCCAUACCACUGCACUCACUGUGGAAAGAACUUCCGGCACAGCUUUUCCUUCAGCAAGCACCAGCGCCUCCAUGCCAUGGAGAAGCCACUGCCUGGUGAUGAUAGUGGAGGGAAUUUUACUGAUGCUGCUGCUCUUGCCAAGCAUGAGCAGACCCACAGCCCAGACCCUUGUGACUGACAACGGUCAGUUUUGCUGGCUCUCCCCUCCCCGUCCUCUCCCAGCCUCAAGCAGGGGUAGCACUCAGCCUGAAAUGCCUCCCAGAUCACUCUGUUAGUUUGCAUGGCCCUGGACAUGGGAGUAUUCCCCCCAGGAGCACCCGAUGUGGGAUGUAGUUGGGGGUUAAAACUAACACAAGUUCUUUUUCCUCCAGCAUGUCAUUUAAAGGGUGGAACUUAUGGCCACCAGAUGUGGUGAAAACAAGGUAUUUAACCAGAUCCACAAAGGGAUUGGACACAUUCUUGGAGGAAAGGGGCAUCAGUAGCUAUUAAACAUGGGAGUGAGGAGCAUAGCCUCUGAAUCAGAACUACCUAGCCCCUAAAUGCUGGAUGUUGCAAGUGAGAGACAAACAGUAGGAAAAACCUUGCUCAAACCCAGCUCGUUCCCCCUUUCAGUAUCCACUCUCUGCCGUGGUACGACCAGGAUGCUGGGCCAGAUAGACCUAUGGUCUGACCCAGUCAAUGAUAGUUCUUACGUUAUGGGCUACAGCUGGAACAAAAGAGAAAACGGGGGCUCAGGACUGAACUGCAGGGCUCCUGGCUUCUCCCAGGUCAGUUGUCUGUGCUGCAGCACCCAGGAAUACUUCAUCUAGCCCCGCUGCUGCAGGCUUAAGGAGGAGCAUGAACCAAAGAGGCUUUAUUCACUUCCACUUGACUGAUAGAGUAACUGCAGUUGUAGUUGUGCCCAUAGUAGCACUAAAUAAACUUUUCCCUUCUGUC
This is a messenger RNA of Alligator mississippiensis (American alligator), 2617 nucleotides long. RefSeq names its product zinc finger protein 239. NCBI's taxonomy places the organism in Eukaryota, Metazoa, Chordata, Crocodylia, Alligatoridae. Gene Ontology annotation, biological process: regulation of cytokine production; regulation of immune system process; negative regulation of transcription by RNA polymerase II. Bases 723 to 1859 code for a protein of 378 amino acids. The transcript is spliced from 5 exons. Gene Ontology annotation, molecular function: RNA polymerase II cis-regulatory region sequence-specific DNA binding; DNA-binding transcription factor activity, RNA polymerase II-specific. The record is from RefSeq and is a predicted model, not a curated record.